UUCGGCAGCAGUAAGUUGGACGUUAACAGCGAACAUAAGCGCUAUUCUCCCUCAUUAUGACCCUUUUCUUCGUGACUACGCAUGGGCUGUGGUUUUUAACCGCUGCGGAAGUAGGAUGACAUGUUGUUGGGACGCUGACUCAGUCACAUGGUGUUUGGAUGGUCAGUCGUUAAAGCCACAUCUCAGUGUGUGUACAGCAUAGAGUGUUAACCAGGAGUCUGCUGUCAGUGUGUGACCACAGCUUCACCGCGACCUGCUGACUCAGGGGGAUCCGCAUCUCAGGAUGCCUCAUAAGAGCAAAAAAGAAAAGGAGUCCUCCAAAUCAGGGAGAUCUAAAAAGUCUGGAAGUAAAAAUGGGCCUGCAGAAGACCAAGAUGGCUCCAAUAAGAAAGUGCCUCCCGCAACUCACCUGAUGAGGGUGAAGCAGCCGGGGUCACACUCGGCUGUGAAGAAGGAGAAAAGGUUCAGCACUUCCUCUUUCCCCCUCAGUGCUAACAGAGAGCUACACAAGCUAUCUGCACUGGCAGAUGUGGCCCCCGCAGAGCAGGAGAAGCUCUUCAUCCAGAAGCUACGGCAGUGCUGUGUUCUUUUCGACUUCCUGUCGGACCCACUGAGCGACCUGAAAUGGAAGGAGGUUAAGCGGGCGGCGCUCAGUGAGAUGGUGGAGUACAUCACCCACAACAGGAAUGUCAUCACAGAGCCUAUCUACCCGGAGGUGGUGCACAUGUUUGCUGUGAAUAUGUUCAGGACAUUGCCUCCAUCGUCCAACCCCACAGGAGCAGAGUUUGAUCCAGAGGAAGAUGAGCCAACACUUGAAGCUGCAUGGCCACACCUCCAGCUCGUCUAUGAAUUUUUUCUUAGGUUUUUAGAAUCACCUGAUUUUCAGCCCAACAUAGCGAAGAAAUACAUCGACCAGAAAUUUGUGAUGCAGCUCCUAGAACUAUUCGACAGUGAGGAUCCCAGAGAGAGAGACUUCCUAAAAACUACCCUGCACAGGAUCUAUGGAAAGUUCCUGGGGCUCAGAGCGUACAUCAGAAAACAGAUUAAUAACAUUUUCUAUAGGUUUAUCUAUGAGACAGAGCACCAUAAUGGUAUAGCUGAACUACUGGAAAUACUUGGAAGCAUUAUCAAUGGAUUUGCCUUACCACUAAAAGAAGAGCACAAGAUUUUCCUGUUGAAGGUUUUAUUGCCUCUGCACAAAGUCAAAUCACUCAGUGUCUACCAUCCACAGCUGGCCUACUGCGUGGUGCAGUUUUUAGAAAAGGACAGCACUCUAACUGAGCCGGUGGUGAUGGCUCUACUAAAGUACUGGCCAAAGACUCACAGUCCUAAGGAGGUGAUGUUCCUGAACGAGCUGGAGGAGAUCCUGGACGUCAUCGAGCCUUCUGAGUUUGUUAAAGUACAGGAGCCUCUUUUCAGACAGCUUGCCAAGUGUGUGUCCAGCCCGCACUUCCAGGUGGCAGAGAGAGCUCUGUACUACUGGAACAACGAGUACAUCAUGAGUCUGAUUAGCGACAAUGCAGCAAAGAUUCUGCCCAUCAUGUUCCCUGCUCUGUAUCGCAACUCAAAGACCCACUGGAACAAGACCAUCCACGGCCUCAUCUACAACGCUCUGAAGCUCUUCAUGGAGAUGAACCAGAAGCUUUUUGAUGAUUGCACACAGCAGUUCAGGGCAGAGAAAAACAAAGAGAAGGCAAAGUCAAAAGAACGCGAGGAGGCUUGGGUUAAGAUCGAGAACCUGGCCAAGUCAAAUCCACAGUUCACUAUGUAUGUUGAUUCCUCUGACCUCAAUAGUCCUGUAGCAAUGGAGACGGAUAUCCCUUUGAUAGAAGAUGUUCAGAGGUUAAAAAAGACAGUUGAGGAGGGUGCGACUCAGUUGCAGCAUGACCAUCGGAAAGAGCGGCCUAUGGUGCGACGCAAAUCUGAGUUGCCUCAGGAUAUCUACACCACAAAAGCCUUGGAGUCCCACCGCAGAGCUGACGACAUGUUGACCACCCACGAUGGACUCUAGUUAUUCUGCUACCUGCCGGCUCUUUGGUUCAACUGCCCCUUCUACCCUCAACAGCCAUGGACAUCCUCUACGCCCAGGUGCCAGAACUACACUGGCUAACAUUGUUGGGCUCUCCAUCACUCCCACUCAACAUCAAUUUACCCACAAUCCUAAGUUUUCCUUCAUUCCUACUGCCAUAGUGCAGACACCCUGAAUCCCCCAUCCUUCAGAUUUCUGCUUUCUCAGGUUUUUUUCUUUAUUUGGAGAGGUUCAGGGUGUGUUUGUCUUUUAGCCCUUGUCGCGUUCAGUGUGUUACCCCCCCUUUCAGUUCCUUUAACCCCCAUUUCUCCCUCCACCAGCCCUGCUCACUGCGCUCACUGUAAAUGUGGAACCUGGGAGUACAGCCGCCACAACGCUGGUUCCUUCAUUCCUUCUUGCAAGAGUGUUCACAACGCAUUGAACAUGGAAACAUAGGAACUGACUGACUCACUGUCUAAGGAUCAUCUCUUGGUCUCUGCUUGGUUUUCUUUUUAAUCAAAGGGAACAAAACCAGAACCGGUUGGUGAAAGAUGAAAGACAAGACUUUCCUGUCAUCUGUCUACAUUUUCUUUAUUGUUUUCGCUCAAUCUAACAGACAUCUUGUCAGUGCCAAGACCAUUGUGUUCUUUAUGGUUUUUUUUGUUUUUGUUAUGUGUGACUUUAACAGGGACACCUGCCUUUGUUUUUGACUGGUGUUUUAAAGUUUAUUUUUGGGUUUAGAGCACACCAGACCAAACUGAGGCCUGUCCUCAGCCUUGCAAUGUCCAGGAGAGAUGGCGAGGAAAGGAGAAGUUGUCCUGUGGACAUUGGACACUUUCUGUUUUAUUGUUUUGUGCCAUAUGACGCUUUUUUAUAUGCUUGCUUCCCUAUUUUCAUUUGCAAGAUUUGAUAAACAGACCAUAGUGAUGCGUAGAGUUCAAACAAUGGUACUUACUGUUUUUAUAGUUUAACAUGGUAUGAUGAACCUGUAUGAAAGCUGCAUGGAUUGAAGUAGUCAUAUCUGAUGGUUGGGUGGAGCCUCAGUUGCACAAAUGAGCUGAAUUAAAAAAAGAGGAACGGCUGAGUGGCUGGUUUUUUAUAUAUAUAUAUAUAUAUACACAUAUAUUGUGAAAUGAAUAGGAAUGAUUAUCUUUAUUAAGAAAAUAUAAUCAGGAAUUAGUUCAUGUUGAAUAGGAUAGGAAGGAGCGUUUUUAUAACUGAAAACGCCACUGAUUGACGGGUUUUAGCAACUAUCUUAAAAUCACGUAAUGAAAAAAAACUAGAAAUUAAUUUAUUAUCAAACACAAGAGCUGGUAACCUCAGUAGUUUUUAACAUACUGACAGAUGACAUAUGAUUAAUAAGCAAAGUACAUUGAUGAAAGCUACCAAAAAAUCCUUUAAGUUAAAGGUUGGCAUGUAUCUGUCGCUACCAUUCCUUCUUUCAGGUAUUUGGUUGCGGGAUGUGUAAAUUGUAUCCUCCUAAGGAAGUUGUUAAUUUUGGAAAAUAUCUUUCAGUCAGUACCAUUGUUUAAACUAAGGAGGUCUGCUAGAUUCUUCAUAUUUGAUGUGUUGUAUUUCUUUGUCUUGUCUCUGGAGGUUCAUCGCGUGGCUGUCAGGUUUUGGAUUUUUGAUUUCUGGCUUUUCAGGAUGUCCAACGUUGAAACACACUGGUAUCAAAUGGCCACAAAAAUGCCAGAUGCUGAAAACAAAUAAAUAAAAGACAUUGUGACUUGGCUUGUUAACUGUAUUAAUACUGUAUUUGCUUGAAUGCAAAAAGAUGUAAAUUUAAACUACCAUGUUAAACAUGUACCUUUUACCCUGGAGGAAUGCCAUUCACCAAACUGACUGAUUUCUGUUGUCAAGGUCGUUGCAUUUAUGAAACAGUCCUGCUUGCUGGGAGAGAUGUUUUAUGGAUUUUUUUUUUAGUUUGAGUCGAGAUGUUUGAGGUUUAUUUUAGUGCUGAAAACAAGUCAUCUGUGAUAAGAAGAGAUGAUUUAAAAAUGAUUGGUGGCUUGUUUUUUUCUGCAAAAUCUUUGCAGAUCUUUAAUUUUAACAUAUUAUUUCCAAAACAUGAUAACUUAAAGUGUCCUUUUGUAUGUGACCUGUACUAUAUGAUUCAUUUAAUAUUGUAUAUAUGAUUUACCUUGUUUCAUGUAGUGUUAUAUAUCUAGAUUAAUUUUGUACAAAUUGUCCCUCUGUACAGAAUAAAAACAUGAAUAGCAAGUGAAAGAAGUCAAGCUGGCACAUACCGUCUUAUUUCUCCUGUUUUGAUGUACUUUCAGCGACACGAGGAUUUAGAAAAUGUUCUUAUUUUUAUGAUCAAAACCUGCAAAGUUUCCUCCCUCCUCUAUAUCACUGACAAAUGUUCAUGCCCGUUGUGUGCUCCUAUCACUGUCUUUAGUGGUGUACAACUAUAUAGAAUGAAUAAAGAGAUUAUUUGAAUAUA
Molecule: messenger RNA, 4454 nt
Organism: Notolabrus celidotus (New Zealand spotty)
Lineage: Eukaryota; Metazoa; Chordata; Actinopteri; Labriformes; Labridae
Gene: ppp2r5ca
Product: protein phosphatase 2, regulatory subunit B', gamma a
Exons: 16
Coding region: 284-2011 (575 amino acids)
Biological process (GO): signal transduction; protein dephosphorylation
Cellular component (GO): cytosol; protein phosphatase type 2A complex; nucleus
Molecular function (GO): protein phosphatase activator activity
Source: RefSeq, a predicted model, not a curated record